AUGUUGUUUGGCUCUUGGCAGUUAAAAGCUGCUUUCAGCCUAAUAUUGUUGGUGCCAAUUUUUGGCCAACAGCAUCUAACCCGCCGAACAUGUGAACGAGAGGUUUGUUAUGACCGAAAUGUUGGCCUCAUGUGGGAAGUAACUACAUCCGAUACCUCAAUCAAUAACAAUCGUAAUGAAUUUUUGAAAAAUAUUAAUAACGAUGUCAUUGGAAAUCGUAUUGAAAGACAACGAGAGCGAAUUUCUGAUCGUUCCGAUGAUACAAUCCGGCAACAACAAGAGACGAGAGAAUCUCGUUCCCUUGAUAGCCGUAUAAGAACAUCUAGCGCUGAACGAGAACGCCAAGACAACCGAAGGGACAGUAACAUGGAGAGAUAUCGGGAAGUUCGUUAUCGUCGCGACGAGAAUAAAUCUGAUCGAAAUAAUCUCAAUGAGAGAAACGAAAUCAGGGAGCGCGAGAACCGUCGUGCUGAUCAAACUGAACGACGAAAUGAAAUUGCGAGAAAUAUUGUUGCAGACUCCGAAAAUUCUCGCCGAUUUUCCAAUCGUCGUACUGAGAAUGGAUUAGAACGAGAAAAUCGUAAUGACAAUGAAGAGCGGCGUUUUGAAACACGUGCCAUUCAAAGGCAACGAUCAGUAGAGCGAGAGAUGCAAAAUCGUAACGAACGUAAUAUGGACACACGACGAGAGAUUAAAACCGAACACGACACACGACGAUUUAAUUCCCGAAAAGCUAUUAACGACAUGGAAUUAAGUCGCAAUGAAAACCGGCGUGACAAUACUAUGCGAGAGCGAGAGGAACGAGAUGAAAUUCGUCGAGUAGGUACUGAACGUUCUAACGAAUGUAUGAGGGAAGUUCGUCAGCGGCGUGAUGAAAACAAAGAGAGCGCUCUGCGAAUUGAAUCACAUCUCGGUGAACGUAACAAUAAUGCGAGAGACUAUGAAUCCCGCCGCUCUAAUAUGGAUGAAUCCAAUCGUAUUCGCGAAGAACGAAACGAAAAUGCUUUACGAGUUGAAUCACGGCGAAAUAACGACAGGAGAACUGAAACUCUAGAUGUAUGUAACGAUGAUAGACGAGAGGAAGACCGUAAUGAAAACAUUUCCGAUCGAAUUCGUGAAGACCGGGAAAGGCGUGAUGAAAAUAAAGAUAACAGGCUACGAGUUGAAUCACAUGAAAACCGGCGAGACAAUACUAGGCGAGAGCGAGAAGACCGAGCUGAAAUUCGUCGAGUAGAUACUGAACGUUCUAACGAACGUAUGAGGGAAGUUCGUCAGCGUCGUGAUGAAAACAAAGAUAACACUUUACGAAUUGAAUCACAGCGCGAUGAACGUAACAAUAAUGCGAGAUACUAUGAAUCCCGCCGCUCUAAUAUGGAUGAAUCCAAUCGUAUUCGCGAAGAACGAAACGAAAAUGCUUUACGAGUUGAAUCACGGCGAAAUAGCGACAGGAGACAAGAAGAAAACCGCAAUGAAAAUGCAUCCUAUCGAAUUCGUGAAGUCCGAGAAAGGCGUGAUGAAUCACAACAUAAUAUCGAUACACGACGUGAAAUUCGAGAUGAACGUAUCGAUAACGCCAGAGAUGGAUCCAAUCGUGUUCGCGAAGAUGACAGGUUACGAGUUCAAUUACGGCGAACUGAAGAUAGGAAACGUGAAAUCCGAGAUGAACGUAAUGGCGAUAGACAGGAAACACGAGAGCGCAGGGAAGAAGUCACACGACGACUUGAAUCACAACGAUCUGUCACUGAACAAGUUCGUGAAGGUGAAGACCGGCGUAUUGUGCGAGACAAUAUCGAAAUAGAAACUAGGCUACAGGAUAGGAAAGACAACGACCGUUUAGAAUCACAACGCUCCCGCUUAGAUGAAUCCAGUCGAAUUCGUGAAAUUCGCCAAAGGCAUGAUAACAAUGACGAGCGACUGGAAUCACGCCGAAUUAGCGACAGGAGACUUCAAACUUUAGAUGAACGUAACGACGAUAGACGUGAACAAAUCCGAGAGGAAAGAGAACGGUCCAGCGAAAAUGUUUCUGAUCGCAUACGAGAAGUGCGAGAAAGUGAAAAUGGACAGAAACAACGAGAACGCAGAGAAGAAGUAACACGACGACUUGAAUCACACCGAUCUGCCGCUGAACGAAUUCGUGAAGUUGAAGACCGACGUAAUGAUCGGUAUAAUGCCGAAAUGGAAAAUAGGCUACAGGAGAGGAAAGACUACGAACCAUUGGAAUCACAACGCUCCCGUUUAGAAGAAUCUAGACGAAUUCGUGCAGUUCGGGAAGAAUCGAGGAGAGCUACUGACAAGAGAUUCGAUAUUUUAGAUAAACGUAUCGAUGAAAGAAAAGAACAAGACCGAGAAGAUUCACGUGGGUUAAAUGAAGAUGUAUCCGCUCGUAUUCGUGAGGUACGAGAAAGGCGUGACGAAAACAAUGAAAACAUAUCACGACGAACCAUUAAACCCCAACGCGAAAUUCGAGAUGCACUUAACGAUGACAGCCAGCAAGAGCGUGAACGCGUAGAAAGUAAAUCACAACGACUUGUGAUGCAAAGAUCUGGUCCUGAGCAACGACGAGAAGUUGAAGACCGUCGGAAUGACCGUGACAAUACCCAAGUAGAAAAUAGACUAAGACAUGAAGAGCGAGCAGAACCGGAACGGUCCAAUGAAAAUGUAGAUGAUCGUAUUCGCGAAGUUCGACAACACCGUGAUGACAGCAGAGACAAUACAGUGCGUGAUAAUCGACGUGAAAUGAAGGAAGAUCGCAUCGACAUUAGGCGAGAAGGAAGUGAACGAUAUGGUCAACGUGAAAUAUUGGAUCAACGUAACGAUAAUAGGCGAGAAGGCAGGACUGAAUCACUACGCUCCAAUGAAGAUCGACACCGCCGAGAUGAAAAUGCAUCACGAGAUAUUCCACGUGCAAUAAACGAAGAUCGCAUGGAAAUUAGACGAGAAGAAAGAGAACGAACUAAUGAACCUACUAGCCGAUUUGAAUCACAGCGAUCAACUGGUACAUACGAAAGAAUUCGCGAAACAAGGGAACGACGUGUAGUAGAUACUAGGAACUCCGAUAAUGUUCGUGAAAACGCAGAAAGUCAUGUUGAAAAUGAACAAGAACACGACAGAACACUUCGACUUGAUACCUCCCAAAUGAAUCGUGAAGUCAGGGAACGACGCAAUGAAAAUAGUAUAGCUAGCAGUGAACGGGAAACUACACGUCGUGUAAAUACUGCCGAAAGGGAAACUCAACGACGGUCACGGCGACAACAAUCUUCUGAAAGUCAAUCCAACAAAGAAAUUCGCAAUCGACGCGAUGAAAAUAUUAGAGACCGUGAAACACGCAAUAAAAAUCAAUCCGACGGAGAAGUUCGCAAUCGACGUGAUGAAAAUAUUAGAGACGGUGAAACACGCAAUGAAAGUAACGAUGAGCGAAUUCAGUCUCGUCGUGAAAUUCCAAAUCGUCGUACUGAAAGUCUCCGCCGGAAUGACGAUUUACGAUUAUCUAAUGAAAUUGCCUACACUAUUAUUCGUGAGGAUCGCGUCCAGCGUGAGGAGGGAAGACAAGAUCGGCCAAUGGAAAUUGAUUCUCAACGAAUUCGUCAAAUUAAUGACCGACGAAUUGAAUAUCGUGGUACUGACCGCACUGACAGACGCAACGAGCGAGAUGUACUACGACGAUCAAUGGAUGGUGAAACUCGUCAAACUCGCAUUCAACGAGCUGAUUCCAGCGAAAGUGAUCGUUAUGACCGUUUUUUCGCUGAAAAUGAAAGAAAUGAAAUCAGAGGAUUGGAAAAUCGCAACAUUCGCUACAUUGAAGACGACAUUGUGGAGAAGCCAUUGGGUUCCUUUAAUAAGUCAUACAUAAUGCUCGGCCAAGGCAUUAUUUUAUCCUUCAUUGUGGCUCAAACACUAGGCGGAAAGAUGGCAAUGAAAUACCAAAAUAUACCUCAAAAGUUACGCGAAGGCUUGGGAGUAUUGGGAUUUUAA
Musca vetustissima is the source of this 3972-nucleotide messenger RNA. RefSeq names its product trichohyalin-like. The transcript is spliced from 2 exons. NCBI's taxonomy places the organism in Eukaryota, Metazoa, Arthropoda, Insecta, Diptera, Muscidae. The record is from RefSeq and is a predicted model, not a curated record. The coding region runs from base 1 to 3972 and encodes 1323 amino acids.